Drosophila ficusphila is the source of this 3629-nucleotide messenger RNA. RefSeq names its product protein CLEC16A homolog (gene ema). Gene Ontology annotation, cellular component: late endosome; endolysosome membrane. The coding region runs from base 269 to 3475 and encodes 1068 amino acids. NCBI's taxonomy places the organism in Eukaryota, Metazoa, Arthropoda, Insecta, Diptera, Drosophilidae. The transcript is spliced from 12 exons. Gene Ontology annotation, biological process: regulation of autophagosome maturation; endosome to lysosome transport; endosomal transport. The record is from RefSeq and is a predicted model, not a curated record.
CAGAAGCAACAGCUGACUGUGACACUUGUGUUCUCCGUAAAGAAGAAGAGGAAAUUGUUGGAAAAAUCGCAAUUCGCAAAUUACAAAAUUAGAUUUCGUGCAAUCGCAGGCAUUUGCUGCCUCCGUUUUGUAGGCCAACUAAGUGGCGUGACCGUGAGCAGUGGUGGAUGCAAAAAUCCGAGAGAGCAGCGUACCCGCAAUUCUCUGCAGCCUGAUAUGAGAUUAACCAGGCGAAUCGUGGCCAGUUGAUUCCAGCCCAGAAGACACCAUGUUCCGGAGUCGCAGCUGGUUCGGCGGACCGUGGGGCGGUCGGCCCAAGAACCGCCUGUCACUGGAGCACCUCAAGUACCUGUACAGCAUCCUGGAGAAGAACACCACCGUGUCAGAGAGCAAUCGUGGCCUGUUGGUGGAAUCUCUGCGCUGCAUCGCAGAGAUCCUGAUCUGGGGCGAUCAGCAUGACUCCUUGGUGUUUGACUUCUUUCUGGAGAAGAAUAUGCUCUCCUACUUCUUGCACAUCAUGCGACAAAAGAGCGGCGGCUCCAGCUUUGUGUGCGUCCAGCUGCUGCAGACACUCAACAUACUCUUCGAGAACAUACGCAAUGAGACGUCACUUUACUACCUGCUGAGCAAUAACCAUGUUAAUUCCAUCAUGGUGCACAAGUUUGACUUCUCAGACGAAGAUGUGAUGGGCUAUUACAUUCUUUUCUUGAAGACGCUCAGUCUAAAGCUGAAUACCCACACAAUACACUUCUUUUACAAUGAGCACACAAACGAUUUCCCCUUGUACACGGAGGCCAUUAAGUUCUUCAAUCACCCCGAGUCUAUGGUGCGGAUAGCUGUGCGAACCAUUUCCUUAAAUGUAUACAAGGUUCAGAACUCCAGCAUGUUGCGUUUUAUCCGAGACAAAACUGCUGCUCCGUACUUUAGUAAUCUUGUUUGGUUUAUUGGCAAACACAUUCUGGAACUAGAUACAUGUGUGCGCACAGAUAUAGACCAUCAGUCCAAUCAGAAGCUGUCUAAUUUGGUGGCCGAGCACCUGGAUCACUUGCACUAUUUAAGUGAUAUUCUGCUGCUCGACAUCAAGGAUCUGAAUGCGGUGCUCACAGAGCACUUGCUGCAUAAGCUCUUUGUGCCACUGUAUAUAUUCUCACUGACGCCAGCUCCCCCGCCGCCCUCGUUGGCAGUGGUCACCCAGAAUCUAGCUGCCGUGCUCAAUCGUAAUGUGGACAUCGACAUUCAGGAGAUGCACAACCCUCGAGUGAGCUCCAUAGUGGCCCUUUUCCUUCUCUCACUGGUCUUCCUUGUGGUUUCGCAUGCUCCGCUGGUACACGCUUUGGCAUGGGUAAUCCUAAAUGGCGACCACAGCGUCUUCAAGGAGGGCGCAGCCGAGAUUCUCAACUCGUACGUUGAGCACCGCGAGGUGGUAGUGCCUGGCUUCGGGGAGCCCAACGAGAGUCUCGAGCAGGCCUUGGAUACGGUCACCGGGCAGUCCAGCGCCGCUAGCUAUGCCCUUAGCGAGGACAGUGGCGUGGAAUCCUCAUCUCCAGCUACUACGGAACUGGACUCCAACGCAGAUGUGGCGGAAGCGGAACCGACGAAGCUGCGAAACAUUACCGACGAGGAAAAGCAACUUCUGCAGAAGUCAUCUUCCUCGGCAAAGUCGGACUUUGGGGAGGUGGCCAAACCGUUUUUGGACACAGUCCUGCAUGCCCUGGAUUGUACAGAAAACGAUUACCUGGCUCUCCUGUCGUUGUGCCUCAUAUACGCCAUGUCACACAACCGUGAUGGCAUCAAGAACGAGUGGUUCGAGCAGGUUCUGGCCAAGUCUACGCGAGGUUCCUUCAGCUACAAGACAGCGCUAGUUGAGCAUCUGCUGAACAUCAUAACACAGUCCAGUCAGCCAUCUUCCCGCAUUCGCUUGAUUACCGUGGAGAUUGCCCUAGAGCUGCUGGUUACAUUUACCCGUCCCAACUCAGAUGAGACUCGUUGCAUCACCACCGCCCAACAGGAUCUGCUCUUCAGUGCCCGCAACCAGUCAAUGGUGGUGCUGCGAAACUUUUACAAGUCGGAGGACAUAUUCCUUGAUCUGUUCGAGGACGAGUACAAUGAGAUGCGAAAGGCACACCUAAAUGUGGAGUUUCUGUGCAUGGACUCAACCAUUUUACUGCCUCCCACGGGAACGCCCCUCACGGGCAUCAAUUUCACGCGCCGCCUGCCCUGCGGAGAGGUGGAAAAGGCCCGCCGUGCCAUUCGCGUGUACUUCCUGCUGCGACGAACGUGCCAAAAGUUUCUGAACGAAAAGGAGUCACUGCUACCGCUUACAAAUGUUGUAAAUUUGGUGCAGGUGGAAAAUGUACUGGACUUGAACAACAGUGAUCUGAUUGCCUGCACCGUAGUGGCCAAAGAUAGCAGCAAGCAAAGGCGCUUUCUGGUUAUUGAUGCACUGCAGUUGAUCCUCGUCGAGCCGGAUGCGAAGCUGUUGGGUUGGGGAGUAGCCAAGUUCGUGGGUUUCCUGCAGGACGUGGAGGUGCAGGGUGACAAGGACGACUCGCGCUGUCUGCACAUCACAGUGCAUCGAGGCGGCGUCACUCAUAAUCGCACUCCGCUGCUCUCGGCCAAAUUUUUGUUUGACGAUCACAUCCGUUGCAUGGCGGCCAAACAGCGCCUGACCAAAGGACGCAGCAAGGCGCGGCAAAAGAAGAUGUAUCAGAUUGCGCAGCUCAUAGAGAUUCCCGGACAGAUGGACUCACCAGUGUUUGCAGUGGGUGGCACCAUGGCAGCCUCCAGUGGCGGCGGUAGCGGAAACAGUAGUGGCAGCAGCUCACGAAGCAGUCACCAUCGACCCAUGUUCUCCACGGCCAAUCGGGUGCCUGGUUUUGCCGCAGUCCUGCGGGGAAACAACAGCGCCGGGGUCAGCCGUACCCAGAUGGCACAAAACCGCUCCAUCGAAGGCAUUAGGAAUGAAAGCGCAGGCCGCUCCCGACGCCGCAGUCCCAGUUCCACUUCGGGCUCGAAUCUGAGGGCAGAUAACUCGGAUCGGGAGCGAUCUCCUAGUGUGAGCAUGGGCAGCCAUAGCUCCUCACAAUCUCGAGAGAACUCCCAGCCCAGAAGUUCCGGCAAUCGAUCGAGGGAAAGCAGUCCCAGGAUGCCCAGGCCGCGUUCAGAGGAGAUUCCCCUGGAGGAUUUCCAGCACUCGCGCACUAACAGUCCGCAUUCGCGGGGCAACCCCUCGCCCGCCUCCCGCUCGCACACGCCCAUCCGGGUGCUCCACUACGAUCAGUUAUCCGGGCACAGCGGAUCGCCCCGAGAAGCGUCCAUGGUGGGCACCAACGCCCUUCUCAGUCAGCUUAAUGGCCUCGCACGCGAGGUGUUGCCGGUUCAAAGCUCCGAGGAAACAUCUUUUAUAGGAAACGACGGAAACGAAGCCACUGGGGGUUCGGAGGGCAGACGACGAGGAGCCAUUGAGACGGUUUAAACUACAUAGUUUAGAAAUUUUAGUAUUACACUUGUGGAGCCUUAUGCUUAGAUUGUUGCUAACCUUUUGUUAUUCCAAUUGACUAAUAUGGUGGUACAGACUCCAAUUGCUUUUCUUUUUAAAUAAAAGUUGAUUUGACGAAUUUGAUGUGAAA